Messenger RNA from Carassius auratus (goldfish), 3284 nucleotides. It is a transcript of the gene mpped2a, whose product is annotated as metallophosphoesterase domain containing 2a. The record is from RefSeq and is a predicted model, not a curated record. Lineage: Eukaryota; Metazoa; Chordata; Actinopteri; Cypriniformes; Cyprinidae. The transcript has 7 exons. Gene Ontology annotation, molecular function: hydrolase activity. The coding region runs from base 1192 to 2076 and encodes 294 amino acids.
UUCGAGUGCCUAUAAAUUGUUUAGGAGAAAUUAUAUAUGCAAUUUUUCUUUAGAGCACUAAACUAAUUUGUCUCUUACACACCUACACACACUAAAUGGUUCAAUUGAGUGUUAGCAAGAAAAGUUGCUUUUUAAUGUUAUGUUUCAUAUUGUUCUUAUUUUGCCACCCACAAGUAAAACAGUCAGUCUGAACUGAACCUAUCGCUCACAUACACUUUAACACAUUUAACGGGUAUACCAUAAUGCAUUUCCUAUAAUGUAAUGUCAUGUUCAAAUUAAAUAAGGAAUAAUAAUAUUCAAUGGCAAGAGGGUUUGUUUCUUUGUUCACAAUUUUGUUGUAUAUUUUCUAUGAACAAAGUAGCUCGGUUUUCAGAUAUCGUAAUAGCUCUUGAGUUUUUGUUACACAAUUUCAACAUUAAAUGAUACAAGACCUGAAUUGACUAAAAAGUCGCUAAUUUUACAUUUCAUUCAGUCAUACAUAGAAAACCUGGCAAACAUCACUUCAUUUUGACAGUAACAAAGACCCAGUGCUCUGUUUCUCACACACACACACACAGAGUGUGUGAAGUAAAUCUUGGUGUCUAUAGUAAAAUGCAACCCAAAUAAGCACUUUCUCCAGGUACUGAAGGUAAAUCAAUGCACUAAAAUGCAACAAAGGACACUGCAGAAAGACGCGAAAAUAAGCAGCAGAAGAGGGUCUCUCCUCUCCACGUGUGAACGCAUAUCAUGGCAGCCUCUUCGGAGAGAGGGGAGGAGUAACCACACACACACACACACAUUUCCACACACACUCGCUCCGCCAUGCUAGUACGGAGGCUAUGCUCUCGUCGCUGCUCUCUGACCCCAGUGGCAGUCCUUUCUUCCUCUACUGCGGUCUAGACUCAAUCCCCCUCUCCGCCAGUCAGAGCCAGGGUCUCGCCGCCUGCCUGCGCCGCUUCUUCCGCGUCUCGCCGCCAGCUUCGCCGGAGGGUCUCCCAGGGUCGAGGGUCCUGCCCCUGCCGGGCUCAGAGUGCCACCUCCUCGGCUACCGACAUCUGCAUUCCCCGGCGUGUAUGGAGCAACAUCUUUAGAGAUAGUACCUCAUCUUCCAUCUCGGCACUUUCAAGGGUUCUUUUCCGUGUUUAAGGAUGUUGACUGCGUGGGUCGCUCCAGGGUCCUGGUGAAGUGUCUCAUGUGUCACGUGGAGAAAGAAUGGCCCACGGAAUGCCGUCACAAGGCAAAGUGACCAUCUCGGUGGACGAGUACAGCUCCAACCCCACUCAGGCCUUCACCCACUACAACAUUAACCAGAGCCGCUUUCAACCGCCACACGUGCAUAUGGUGGACCCCACCUCGUACGACAGUCCCAAGCCGAGUGGCCACACGCGUUUUGUGUGUGUGUCGGACACACACUCUCGGACAGAUGGCAUCCAGAUGCCUUACGGGGAUGUUCUGCUGCACACGGGGGACUUCACCGAGCUGGGCCUGCCCUCGGAGGUCAAGAAGUUUAACGACUGGUUAGGCAGCCUUCCAUAUGAGUUUAAAGUGGUGAUCGCUGGGAAUCAUGAGCUGACCUUCGAUAAGGAUUUCAUGUCGGAGCUGGUCAAGCAGGAUUACUAUCGCUUUCCCUCCGUGUCCAAGUUGAAACCCGAGGACUUUGACAAUGUUCAGUCUCUCCUGACAAACUGUGUUUACCUGCAGGACUCUGACGUCACCGUCAAAGGCUUUCGAAUAUAUGGCGCGCCAUGGACGCCGUGGUUUAAUGGCUGGGGUUUUAACCUGCCCAGGGGACAGUCCCUGCUCGAUAAGUGGAACCUCAUCCCAGAGGGCAUUGAUAUUCUCAUGACCCAUGGGCCACCCCUCGGUUUUAGGGACUGGGUACCGAAGGAGCUGCAAAGAGUUGGGUGUGUUGAGCUGUUAAACACAGUCCAGAGGAGAGUCCGGCCCAAGCUCCAUGUCUUCGGAGGAAUUCAUGAAGGUUACGGCAUUAUGACAGACGGGUACACGACAUUCAUCAACGCCUCUACCUGUACAGUCAGCUUUCAACCCACAAACCCUCCCAUCGUGUUUGACCUCCCAAACCCCCCCAGCUCUUGAGACGCCUGUGAACAUUGCCGUAUUCUCCUUUACCCCUUAUGUUUUCUAAAACUACUUUUUAAAGAAAAGAUAUUUGAAUGUUUCUUUUAAAACCGGCAGUCUUUUGCUAAAAGAUUCAGUGGAGGUUUCUGAUGACAGAUGAGGUCAUGGAGGUGUCGCGAACAGAAGUGGUGAACAAUCUUAUGAAAAGAUCUGAUUAAGUCUGUAAAAUAAUACGCUUUGUGAAUUUGUAAAAUUGUCUCUUUUUUUGUCAAUAUUCGAAGUAAGUUGGUAUGGGAUGCCAUUGUUCAUUUUGUAUAAUCUUUUUUUUUUUUUUUUAGGAUAAUUAAGCUUUCUUUUUGCUGACAGGGAUAAUGCCUUAAACUAGCUUUAAGUUCCUCCGGCUGGAGCCCCUUCUUUCUGCUAGCCAAGAGAAAGCGUCAUAUUUAUUGUUUUUUUUAUCCAAAAGUAAGGGGGUUUCUCUUUUUUUAGUGCUUUUUUUUUGUUUUUGUUUUUUUUUUUUGCAUUCAAAGAACACUUUCUUACAAGCGCAGGGAAGACAUGGAUGCAUUUUAACUCAUGUAUAUUCUGGAGCGCCUCAUUCUGCGUAUUGGAAAAUGUCUUAAAAUAUGAGUAUAUCUAUAUGUAUGCGUGUAAGCUGUAAAAUCUCUAACUAAAAUUGUGUUUGUUCUAAGCCUCUUGAAGAAUAUCAUUUUGCCUGUAAGUGAUGACUUAAAGUGCGUGAAGCGCACACAAUGCUCUUUUCUGUUUUCAUGAAAUGUUCCUCUGAAGCUCUUUCAGUGUUGCCUACUUUACGGCGUAUUGUUCCAUACAAUAAACAAGUACUCGAGUUAAAAUUAUUUUAAUGUACAAUCUCAAAGGUUGUUUUUUUUUUUUUCUUUGAACCUGCCGAAACCAGGUUUAGUUGUCCUUUGAUAUCUUGCAUAUGAUAGUUUUUGUUUUUCUCCUUUUUUUUUUUUUCUUAUAGUUUUGCACUGUGUAAAUGCAGUCUUGCUAGCACAAAAAAAAUGAUGCCAAUGGUUGUUUCAACUCUUGCCACUGUAAAUGCCUCUCAGCUUUUCUUUCAGAUACAUUCUCCUUCCUGGGAUAGUUUAGAUACAUUUCUUCUUUUUUAUUUUUAUUUUAUUUUUUUUUGUCUUCAGGUUUCAUUGUGAUAUAUUUAGCUGCCUUUAUAUGCAAAAUAAAAUUGCAAGAUUUUUACUUCUCAA